AGCACUUAUUAGCCUUCCCGCUCCUUAUCACUGUCCGAUUUUGAGAGUAACACUUGAGGAGACAAGUAACAAUUAGUCCUACAGUUUCCUCCAAAUAGCAGCACUUUAAAAAUCUGACAUGUCUACGGGUGGCAGUGCUCGUCGAAGUGAAGUUACAAGCGCCAAAGUGCGAAUUAAAGCCUUCCCUCCUUCGAUUGAUGAAAGAUAUGCAAAUCAAUUGUGGAAUCAGAUAAAGAGUGCGAUUAUUGAAAUCCAGAAGAAAAAUAACAGUUGCCUGAGCUUUGAAGAACUCUACCGAAAUGCCUACACUUUAAUCUUACAGAAACAUGGUGAGCGUCUGUACGCAGGCACUGAACUUGUUGUACAUGAACAUAUGACUAGAAUUCGCGAUAGUAUUGUUGAAAAUCUAAAUAAUAAAUUUUUAACAUACCUCAACUCGUGUUGGAAGGAUCAUCAAACUGCUAUGGGGAUGAUUCGUGAUAUUCUUAUGUACAUGGACCGCGUCUAUGUCGGUCCUCACAAUCUGGACGGAGUUUAUAAAAUGGGAAUGACUGCUUUCUGUAAUGUUGUUGUGCGGUAUCCAAUAAUUAGGGAGCACUUGCAAAAGACUCUGUUGGAUAUGGUGCAUAAAGAACGUCGAGGUGAGGUAAUAUCACGGUCUCAGAUUCGUGAUGCCUGCCAAAUGUUUGUGCAGUUAGGCGCCGGCUCACUCCGUGUUUACCUUGAGGAUUUUGAGCAACCAUUUUUGGAACAGUCAAGGGAGUUCUACCGCGCUGAAAGCGAGAACUUUCUAGCAGAAAACACCUCUGCUUCCUUGUAUGUCAAAAAGGUUGAACAGAGGAUUGAAGAAGAAGUUAGACGGGCUCAUCAUCAUCUUGAUCCAUCUACAGAACCCAAAAUAGUGGCUGUUUUGGAAGAAGAACUUAUAAGUCGGCACAUGGAGACUAUUGUUGGUAUGGAAGACUCAGGAUUAACCUACAUGCUAACCCAUGAUAAUUUCAGUGAUAUCGCUGCUAUGUUUAGUGUUCUCAGUAGGGUUGACGAAGGGCCGAAAAUUAUGAGCAACUAUAUUAGCCUCUACUUGAGGGAACAAGGACGGAGUAUUGUUCAUGAUACUGGUUCGUCAACACCUCAGCAGCACAUUCAGGAUUUGCUACGAUUACGUGAUCGUGCCAAUGAAUUACUUACGAGAGCACUUAAUAACCAAACAAUAUUUCGUAAUCAAAUUAAUGCAGAUUUUGAGUACUUCAUUAAUUUGAACCCUCGUUCACCUGAGUUUCUGUCGCUAUUCAUUGACGAGAAACUUAAACGUGGCACGAAAGGUAUGGCGGACCAAGAUGUAGAUGCUAUUUUUGACAAGUGUAUUGUAUUAUUUCGAUACCUACAAGAAAAGGAUCUUUUUGAAGGGUAUUACAAAAAACAUUUGGCAAAGAGAUUGCUGUUAUUUAAAAGCCAAUCUGAUGAUCAAGAAAAGAUUAUGAUUUCAAAACUUAUGGCUGAAUGCGGUGCUGUAUACACUAGUAAACUGGAAGGAAUGUUUAAAGAUAUGGCGGUAUCUAAAACUCUUAUGGACGAAUUUAAUGGAGUACUAUCCAGCAGUAAUCACAAUCUUGGCAUAGAUCUAUAUGUCCGGGUAUUAACUACAGGUCUUUGGCCAACACAAAUAGCAAGUUCUAACGAGGUGCUACCUGAAGAAGCGGACGCAGUGUUUAAGGUUUAUAGGAACUGAUUAAACGUGUUCUUAGUCUGUCAACGCUGUCACACUGCAGGCUUAUUAACGUCUACCUCAUCAUUGCAAAUCACAAACCAACUAUUGGUUCAUGCAAUUAGCAAUAAACUGUAUUUAUUGUGUGAAGGUGAGUUAUACUACUGGGUUACCCAAACCUCGGUAGGUGGAGUGUUUGCAAACCCUUAAUCCACUGGUUAAAAGUCAAGGGCCUAAUUCGGUGAGUCAGAGCUCCAAGCCACUUUACCAUUAUGAAUGAGCAUCUAAAUUUCACAUGGAGUAAUGUUGAACUAAAAAAUGAAGUUCAUACUUACAUGGCUUUUACUUGUUGGUAACAAUAUGCAAUCCACAAAACCCCAGUAUACAUGUAAUCCCACCAAAUAUUCGUCGAAAACUAUUGGUUAUGACUGCACUUUGCAUUGUUAGGUCAGGGUUGGUGUAAGUUUAGCUUGUAUUUUGAUAAACGGAUAAGUAGUAUGUAAUUAAAAUAACUCAUACGAUUUAUACUUAUACCGAUGAAUAUUCUUGAUAGUCAUUUCCCUAUGGGAACAUUGGGAAAACAGAAUAUUUAAUGAAUUUAUGCCUAAUGUUUAUUUUCUAGCUUUUAUUUAAGUAAACAUAAUGGUCGAAAAAUUAACCUCCAGACAAAUAUGGGUUACGCAGAACUGUCCGCUGUAUUUUAUGGUCGGCCCAGUGCAGAUAUGAAUGUACCUCAAAGCUCUUCUGUAGCUGAUUCACAUAGUCAAGGCUUUCUUAUACGUGGUUCCAGUUCAGGAUCUUCGAAUCAAGUUACGAGUCAGUGUAACCAACCAGUGCCAAUUAGUGGAUUGCCGGGUAGUCCUGGAACUUUAAAAACCCUCGAUCCACCCAGUUCAUUCAGUACUUCUUCCAGUCGCCCUAACUUACGAAAGUAUUUUUUACAGGUUUCCACAUAUCAGAUGAUAAUAUUAAUGAAAUUCAAUCGGCGCAGUCGUUAUACCUUUGCUGAAUUGGCCAGCGAAACAAAUAUCCCUGAACGGGAGUUGAAACGUAGUCUGAUGGCCUUGGCUUUAGGCCGUUGCAAUCAGCGCAUUUUAUGCAAAGAGCCUAAAACACGUGAAAUAGAACCAACUGAUGUUUUCUACGUUAAUGAUUCUUUUGUCUCUAAACACAUCAAAGUUCGGGUGCAAAGUAUCACCGUUAAAGAAAGUGAACCAGAACGCCAGGAAACAAGAACGAAAGUAGAUGAGAACCGUCGCUAUGUAAUUGAGGCAACUAUUGUCCGGGUUAUGAAAGCAAGAAAAACCUUAAGUCACGGGCAACUUGUUGUCGAAGUUAUUGAACAACUUAAAUCACGAUUUGUACCCACUCCUUUGAUGAUCAAACAGCGUAUUGAAUCCCUCAUAGAACGAGAAUUUCUUGCUCGAAUGGAAGAUGAUCGCCGCGUUUAUAGAUAUUUAGCUUAAUGCAACUUACUUUCUUAAUCGAAAUUAGAUAUGUAUUUCGCAAGUGCCAUGCAACCAUUCCUAUGCAGUACCACCGGACGUCUAUUUGCUUUGAGUCUGUUUUAAAUAGUUUUGAGUUAUCAAUUUUUCUCAAAUCUUCCACAUAUGGUGCGUAAAAAUAAACUGUCAUAAUGACUAGGUAAAUGUGAUUGUUGAUUUCCAAAUGAUCUCCCAAAUCAAAUCUUCGUCGCUCUACUCUACUAGACCCUUCAAAAUUCAGUAUAAUUAACUUUUUAUGACUAUUCUCAUUUUCUUUGUCAAUCUCAUACCUUUCAUUUUGUAAUAGACCUACUGAGCUUAUCUACACAAAUUACGUUUGAUAUGUUUCUUGUGUAUGUACAUAUAUUAGUUGCUUCCAUCCUUUAAAUUUAUGCAUUUUGAGAUGGGUAUCAUCUUACACUUUUAUUCAUAUAUGCUGGAGAAGGUAGUCUCAAAAAGUAAAUUGCUCAGUUUUUCUCAAAAUACACAACUUAUCCAUAGUACCAUUUCCUGUCAUGAAUAAACAGAACAUCUAUCGUCUUUAUGUUCACAAUAAAUAUCUUCACUGUUGUAACUGGAAGAAUACACUAUGCUGAACAAAUAAAAUUCCUUCAAUACAAAGAGGGAAACAACUGGCUGUGUUGAAAUGUCGAAUUCCUUCUCCAUUUUCUCAAGUUUAUUAUCUAAUUUGCCUUAGCUGUACACAUUGUGACGGUAUGAAAGUGUCCUACAAUGGGCGUUUUUCUUUGUCCUUUUUGUUUAUAAACAACCUAUUCUUCUCUUC
Molecule: messenger RNA, 3973 nt
Organism: Heterobilharzia americana
Lineage: Eukaryota; Metazoa; Platyhelminthes; Trematoda; Strigeidida; Schistosomatidae
Source: the annotation of a GenBank genome assembly